Messenger RNA from Guillardia theta CCMP2712, 2460 nucleotides. RefSeq lists its product as hypothetical. Gene Ontology annotation, biological process: monoatomic ion transport; transmembrane transport. NCBI's taxonomy places the organism in Eukaryota, Cryptophyceae, Pyrenomonadales, Geminigeraceae. The transcript is spliced from 13 exons. Bases 1 to 2460 code for a protein of 819 amino acids. Gene Ontology annotation, cellular component: voltage-gated sodium channel complex; plasma membrane. Gene Ontology annotation, molecular function: calcium ion binding; voltage-gated sodium channel activity. The record is from RefSeq and is a predicted model, not a curated record.
AUGGCGUCUGUUUUCAUCGGAGUAAAGCACGGGAAAGGCAAGAACAGACAGAAAGAUGUUCGCCAAGACAUGCUCCUCGCGCUUCCAGAUGAUCAAGACCAUGUGCUCGACAUCAACUUACAGCGCAAGGCGAUGAGCAACCUGGGCGCUACCUGGCAGGGAAGACGGAUGGUGGUGACGGAGGACAACAUUUGUUUCGGGAAGCUGACGGGAAGCGACAUGCUGGACUACAUUCCUCUCCUGGAGGUUGACUCUAUCAGUCAUACUGUAGUAGAAGACGAUGAAGAGAGUCUAAAUGUCUUCGCCAUCUUGACAGCAGAGAACGGUCACAACUCAGGCCGAUCAACAGUCUUGGCGAUAGAAGACCAGGCGGAGUACGAGCGAGUCAUCAGCAUCCUAGAAACUUGUGUCAGGAAGCGGAAGCAGAGAGAGAUGGAUCAUAUUGACAACACCUUCAUCAAAAAGUGCCAGCACAGAGCAAGAGACUUCUAUGACGGGAUGGUAUGCCAGUCCAUCGUUGGAGUUUUGAUCGUUGCUUCAUAUGUCAAUGCGCUGGUGAACGCUCAAGUGAUGCCGGAGCCAGGCUCUUCCUCUACUCAUUUCUUCUAUGCCAUGGAGUGGGUUUUCAACAUCAGCUUCACCAUCGACCUGAUUUUCAACGUUUUCGGUCAUUUUUCCUUGCAAUUCUUCUAUGACGGAUGGAACUUGGGAGACAUAGUUGUCGUUGUCGUCUCUCUCAUCUCUCAGUUCGUAGACGGGAUGAUCGGCGUUAGCGUCCUGCGACUUGCCAGAGUCUUCAAGAUGAUUCGACUCUUCAGGAAACUGACAUCGCUGAGGAUCAUGAUAAACGCGCUUGUAGCAUCAGCCAUCCCCGUCAUCAACGCGCUCUGCAUCUUGUCGCUUGUCACUUCGAUCUACGCUAUCAUAGCGACGAACCUCUUCCAUGAGGUGCAGCCGGAGUUCUUCGGGGGCUUCAUGAGAUCCAUGUUCACGAUGUAUCAGAUCUCGACUGGAGACGCGUGGGGAUCUGUCAUCGCAAGAUCCAUCCUCAACUAUGAGACUCAUUCCGACCUCUACAACUUUGGGGUUGGGUUUUUCUUUAUCUCGUACAUGCUGCUUGUGGGGAUGGUCCUGAUGAACAUCGUGGUUGCGGUGCUACUUGAUGAGUUCAUCACCAUGGUAGAGCAAGAGAAGAAUGACAGGAAAAUCAACGAGAAGUUGGAAUUGGCCAAGCAUGGUCAGCAGAAUCUCACCGAACUUCCGCUGGAUCCUCUGCUCGCAAGUCUGGUGGAGUUUGCUACCAUCCCCGAGCUGUCAAACAGGAUCUACGCUCUGUACCAGCGACUGGACCUGGAUGAGAACGGCUCGCUGUCGCUUGACGAGAUUAACUUGGGGCUCAAGAAGCUGAAGCUCCCUCGCCCCAUCCACCUCACACACGAGGAUUUCGACAUGCUCACCAUGGACAGAACCCUCCUGGACGAGGACGGAGAGCUCACGCCCCAGGCCUUCGAGCAGAUGAUGCUCGCAGAGCUCGACGGCUACGUCAGGAGGAAGAUGAUCGCAUCGAUCGACGCGAUGGAGGACGAGAACACAAAGGAGCUGCUGAUGGGGAUCAAGAUGAACCUCUCGACUCUCGAUCGCUUCCAGCAGUCCAUGGACAACAAGCUCAAGAACCGACGGCUGCAAGGUCGCAAGCAGAUCCUGACUCGCCUCUUCCGUUCCUCCCUCUACAUCUCCUUCCGCGAGUGGAAGACUGUCGCCUUCGAGCUCCACGAGCCCGGCAGAGUGAAGGAGAUGCAACAAGAGGAGGUGGAGGAGAGCAGCCGGCAAGCGCCUCCUGCGAGACGAAUGUCGCUGUCUCAAGCAAUGCAGACCCGCCUCGACAUGCUGGAGAUGAGGGUCCAGACCCAGCACAAGAGCAUCUCCAACCGUCUCAACGAGCUGGUGAGCAUGAACAAGCGCCUGGAUCAGUCGCUCAGCAAGCUCGUGCUUCACCUCCUCCACCACGAUAGAGCCGGCCACGCCUCCAUGAACCCGCAGAAACGCGCAAGCCUUGUGCAGACAAGCGACCUGUGUAUCCUCCCACACGCGGGGAAGAAGGACCACGCUCACGGGGAGCGCAGCUUGCAGGAGGAGGUGAAAGGGGUGAGAGACUCGGUCAACCUCCUCAACCUCCGCGAGAAGUUCGCGACCAUGCCUCGAGCUCUGCACAGCUACGAGGAAGACAAGGAAGAGCUCAUGGUCAAGAUCAGCUCCUAUAGGUCCAGGUACUCGCACAACGAGGACCCCGUCAUCUCAGCUUACGCCGACAUGACUGGAGGAAGCGUAAGGAGGACGAGAAACAGUCAGGAGGGCGAAGGGGGGAAAGAGGCGCAGGAGAAGAGCGCGAGCGAGGCGAGCGAGGAAGACACGAACAGUGAUAACACUGGCAAAAGAGAGAAGAAUAACAAAUCGGGAUGA